Chanos chanos (milkfish) is the source of this 1595-nucleotide messenger RNA. It is a transcript of the gene tsg101b, whose product is annotated as tumor susceptibility 101b. Gene Ontology annotation, cellular component: ESCRT I complex. Gene Ontology annotation, molecular function: ubiquitin binding. Gene Ontology annotation, biological process: protein modification process; endosome to lysosome transport; protein transport. Bases 171 to 1349 code for a protein of 392 amino acids. The transcript has 10 exons. Lineage: Eukaryota; Metazoa; Chordata; Actinopteri; Gonorynchiformes; Chanidae. The record is from RefSeq and is a predicted model, not a curated record.
AUUAAUGUCGGCAUUACUGUUCUCGGGUUUGUUUAACAGAGGCUGUAAGUAACACUGCAGGGGUUGAAACUGAUGUGAGCAAACGUGAAUUUUGCAGACCUAGUCAUUCCUAUUUAUUAUCGUGUUGUAUUUUUUGAAGAACUGCCUUAAGUCGAACUUAACCGAAAAAUAUGCCUGGGGUAAACGAAACUACACUUCGGAAAAUGCUGUCAAAGGUGUACAAAUACAGAGACCUGACUGUACAUGAAAUCAUCAAUGUGAUUACACAGUUUAAAGACCUGACGCCGGCAAUGGACAAUUACGUGUUUAACGAUGGAUCGACAAGGGAGCUGAUGAGUUUGACCGGAACCAUUCCAGUGCCUUACAAAGGAAAUGUGUAUAACAUCCCCAUCUGUGCGUGGCUUCUGGACACAUAUCCCUAUAACCCUCCCAUCUGCUUCGUCAAGCCCACAAAUACCAUGAUGAUUAAGACUGGGAAACAUGUUGAUGCCAAUGGAAAAAUAUACCUUCCCUACCUACAUGAAUGGAAACAUCCCCAAUCGGACUUGCUUGGGCUGAUCCAGGUGAUGGUGAUGGUGUUUGGAGAGGAGCCUCCAGUCUUCUCCCGCUCCUCAAGACAGAGUACCUACCAGCCUUUCCAAGCUGCAGGACCUCCAAACACUUCCUAUGUGCCCACUCCACAAGGAUCCAUGUUUGGUCAAGGUCACCCUGCUACUCUUGGAGGUUUUCAAGGCUAUCCAUACCCUGCUGCAAACUCUUAUCCUUCUACAGCGGCCCCUGCACACUACACCCCUGUGACCCCGCCCUCUGUAGCAGGUCAGAACCAAAAUAACACCAUCGGCGACGACGCCAUCAAAGCUUCGAUGCUUUCCGCGGUCAGCGAUAAACUCCGCAGGAAAAUGAAGGAGGAAAUGGACCGAGCUCAAGCUGAACUGGAUGCUCUGAAGAGGACAGAGGAAGACCUGAAGAUGGGGCAUCAGAAACUUGAGGAGAUGCUGGCCCGUCUGGAUCAGGAGAUUGUGGGUGUGGACAAAAACAUGGAGCUCCUGAAGUGUAAAGAUGCAGAGCUGAGUGCCGCUCUUGAAAAGAUGGAGACGCAGAGCGAGAGUAAAGACAUCGACGAGGUCAUCGCUCCCACCACGCCGCUCUACCGCCAGAUCCUGAACUUGUACGCAGAGGAGAGCGCCAUCGAGGACACCAUCUUUUACCUGGGAGAAGCGCUACGGAAAGACGUCAUUGAUCUGGAGGUCUUCCUCAAGCAUGUUAGGCUCCUGUCUCGGAAACAGUUCCAGCUGCGAGCGUUGAUGCAGAAAGCUCGGAAAACUGCCGGCCUGAGCAGCCUGUACUGAACACGCUCAAAGCUUCUCUGUUCUUCACAAUUUCACCUGCCGUCGAUUUUCAGUUUAACUCAGGAACAAAUCUCCUCUCUAGAUCUGAUGUAUCUGUCGUACAAAAAUAUGAAGAUAUAUGAAUAUGUAUAAUGAUGUUAUAUUUGCUUUUGCAUUUUGAAAGGACUCUUAGUUUUGUUUUUUAAAUGAUUUUUCCCAGGUGCCUUAAAAUGGUAGGAACUGCAAUAAUAGCUACGACCUGUAGGG